This is a messenger RNA of Mirounga angustirostris (Northern elephant seal), 2156 nucleotides long. RefSeq names its product LIM domain only 1 (gene LMO1). Gene Ontology annotation, biological process: positive regulation of transcription by RNA polymerase II. Gene Ontology annotation, molecular function: DNA-binding transcription factor binding; transcription coactivator activity. Bases 450 to 830 code for a protein of 126 amino acids. Gene Ontology annotation, cellular component: nucleus. The record is from RefSeq and is a predicted model, not a curated record. NCBI's taxonomy places the organism in Eukaryota, Metazoa, Chordata, Mammalia, Carnivora, Phocidae. The transcript has 5 exons.
CUCUCCCGCGCUCCCGGCCCGCGGGGCUGAGCUGCAGGCUCCGGUCCGCCCGCCCCCGUCCCCGGCCGCCGUUCGCGGGGCGCGGAGCCCGCGCGGGGCCGGCGGGAGCAGCGCAGGCGGGCGGCGGCGGAGUCCGAGCCGCGUGCCCCUCAGCGUCCUCGGCCCGUGCCGGGCUGGCGCCGCCGGGGGACCAUGGUGUUGGACCAGGAGGACGUUCGUAGUUCCUUGCAAUUCUGAGGCACAAAAGUAGGUGAGACUGCUUUUGUAUCUGCGAAGUGCUUCGCUCCUGAAUGUAAUUCUAGCUGAGUGCAAUCUAGGUUAAGAGCCGGACAAGCGGGUAAUUAGAGCCCGCUCGCUGCCCGAGGACCGGCCGCCCCGCCGAAGCGCGCCCGGAAUCGGCGCCCUUCUCCCGGCCGAGCCGAGCUGCGGCUGGACACGGAGCGCCCGAGAUGAUGGUGCUGGACAAGGAGGACGGCGUUCCGAUGCUCUCCGUCCAGCCCAAAGGCAAGCAGAAGGGCUGUGCGGGCUGCAACCGCAAGAUCAAGGACCGCUACCUGCUGAAGGCGCUGGACAAAUACUGGCAUGAGGACUGCCUCAAGUGUGCCUGCUGUGACUGCCGCCUGGGGGAGGUGGGCUCCACCCUCUACACCAAGGCCAACCUCAUCCUGUGCCGACGCGACUACCUGAGGCUUUUUGGCACCACAGGGAACUGCGCUGCCUGCAGCAAGCUGAUCCCAGCCUUCGAGAUGGUGAUGCGAGCCCGGGACAACGUCUAUCAUCUCGAUUGCUUCGCUUGCCAGCUCUGCAACCAGAGGUUGCACAACAAUUAAUUCACUCACAAUGAGAUAGACUCAACAUCAGGCAGCCGGCCUCUGAAAGCCCCCGAGAGCAGAGCCGGCCUUCUAGGAGGACCCCAGCCCCAUUCUGCCCACCGUAGACCCUGCCAGGGGGCUUCCUCAGUUCAACAUGCGGUGGAAUAUGCCAGAUCCAGAACCAUGGCUCCACUUACGGCUGUGUCAUGGUCCCCAUCCAGGACGUGGGGCUCAUCUGUUUCUCAGGGCAGCCAUGAGGCAGAGAUCUAAACUGUGAAGUGCUGUUUUUACGAGAGCUGGAGUUACCAUCCUGGACAUCAUGACGUGCUGAGUGGGAGACCCUUCGCCUGGGAAGUCCCGCAGCAGUCCACAGCUGCUCCCAAGAAGAGGCCACACAGGCCUUGCGGACAUGCGACUGGUGUGGAACCAAAGGGAAGGCAGGGGGUGGGCAGAGAGGAGGCUGGGCUCUUCCUGUAGCAGGCAGCAGGGCAGGGCUGCUGGGGCUACUUGGGGCCAGGGAUUAUGCUCCUGGGGAGUGCCCCAGGGGCUCCCAAGAAAAGCCUGAUCCCCCUCCCCAGCCACAGUGGCAUAGGGGAAACUUGGUUAAGUGCAGGGCAUGAAUGGCUCUGACCCGGCUCUCCUUGGGGCUGUAGCAGGAGACUUCCUGUCUCCUACGGGGAGAUAGGAAGUACCAAGCAUGGACAGCUAGAGGCUACAGCAGCUCGAGCCUUAGCCCGGGCCACAGCCCGGGCCACGUGGAUGGUGGCAGUGUGGACGGACGAACAUCAUGUGGUGGUUGUGCACGGUCCCCUCUUCCUCGCCAGCCCGAGGGACCCCAUCUUUCCUCCCUGCGUUCCUUGGUGGCCUGUGUCAGAGACACCCUAACAAGGGGCCUGGCACCCACGGAAUAUGGUGCCUGCUUAUGCCCCACUCCUUGGCCGGAAGCUGAACCACAGUCUGUGUUUGGAAGGAAGUUUGAUUCUAAUCUUGACAGUGCUGCACGGCCCACCAUGAAAUCUCUCUUCUCCCAGGCCUCACCCCAGAAACUGUGCCCCACAUCAUGAGAUGCACAGGACCCACGGCAGAACCCAUGUGAAAUUUCUGCCUAGGAAGUCUGAUCUCUGCGUGGAGACAAUUGCUUUCUCCCUUAAAGCUGUCAGUGAUCGUCACAGCCUGACUGUCUAUGUCUGGCAUGGAGUGCUCCCCAGCACCACCCAUCUAGGGACGCUGCCACCAAGUGAGGGUAGAUUCAGGAAAGAUGCUUUGUGCUGCAACUGUGCAUGACCUCUAAAACUACAAUUGCCUAAAAAUGAAUGAUAAAGAUGGACUGCUGUGAAGAUCAGU